AUGUCCGCUUUACUACCCCUCAAUCGCCAUGUCAAAGGAGCAAGCAAGAACGCCGACCCGGAGACGCCAGCUCCUUCUGUUCAGGCCCUCCAGAGAGCUUACAACUCUUCUCUCUUGGAAUUGGUCGAGAAGGGCAACAAAGACCGCAAAGUCAAAGCUCAACAGCGUCAGAAGGAUGGCCUGAAUAAUCUCGAUUACGGAAAGACUCCAUUUGGUGAAGAUAUGGUAAUCGUCAGAAAGUUCAGUCGUAUCCUCGCCCACGUACCACUCGCAAAGUUCAAGAAAUGGGCACCAGAGAUCUACAAAGAUCUUGAUCGAGUUGAUCAGCAAUACCAACAACAAGGCCUCAAAAUCCUCGUCUUCCAACCAAAAUGCUACGUCUCAGGCAUCGGUCUCAAGCAAUGGGCAAUCUGGCUAAGCACCCAAAACAUCAAGAAAAGCUUGGGAGGCUCAAUGGCUUCUUUCGAUACUAUCCUUGAUGCUCUGAAUAUCGCUUAUGCUUUGCAACAUAAUGAUUACCAUGAUGCUAUUAUGGAUUAUGCCGCAUAUCGUCUCUGUCUCGGUUUUAGGGAGAACCUUUUCACGGUUCACAAAGGUGUUGAUAAGGAUAUCCAAGCUAGUCUCCGUCAGCUGGCACAAGUUUUUACGCCUUCAUCUGCCAACAGUAUGCUUGAGAAGCUUUUCAAAGUUCUUGUCUUGCACUAUGAUGUCGAUGGUGUGAUGGCUAGGGACGUCUACCCCUCGGCUAUAAACGAUCACGUUACUGCUCAGGUCUUUGGGUAUUGGCAGCACAAAGACGAGGAGGCGCUUCCUAGAGAUCCUGUCAAAUUCGAGAGGCUGGAGGAGUGGUGUAAGCCUUAUCAUCUGCAUAGUAAAGAGGAGGUGUGCUGGAUAAUCAAGAAGUCCUUGGACGAUAAAUGCUAG
Molecule: messenger RNA, 924 nt
Organism: Aureobasidium subglaciale EXF-2481
Lineage: Eukaryota; Fungi; Ascomycota; Dothideomycetes; Dothideales; Saccotheciaceae
Exons: 2
Coding region: 1-924 (307 amino acids)
Source: RefSeq, a predicted model, not a curated record